This is a messenger RNA of Panicum virgatum (switchgrass), 997 nucleotides long. RefSeq names its product protein LEAD-SENSITIVE 1-like. Lineage: Eukaryota; Viridiplantae; Streptophyta; Magnoliopsida; Poales; Poaceae. The coding region runs from base 155 to 754 and encodes 199 amino acids. The record is from RefSeq and is a predicted model, not a curated record. The transcript has 2 exons.
GUUGGAUGGGCCUUGGUCCGCAUUCGCAUAAUCGAAAUAUAUGCCGUCAGAAUAAAUAUGAUCGCUAUAUAUAUGUGUGUAGCUUCCAUCCAAAACGAAAACUGUAUUAUUUUUCCUUCAGCUAACUCCUCUAUCAACUAGCACAUCUUUCCUUAUGGACAGGAUUACAUGGUACUCAAGCUGUAUUGAACGGUGGCAGCUCAAACGCGGUGAUCACAUCUACUGCUGGCGCACGCGUGCUGGCUAUUUGUACUCCCAUCAUGGGAUCUACGAAAGCGACCAGAAGGUCAUCCAGUACUGUAGCGCCAGUACAUUCAGCUCCUCCUCCUCCUCCUCACGUCAGGCUGGUUCCAACGGUUCCUCCGCCCUCUAUCCCGCGUCACUGUUCCAAAUACCCCUCGCUCUGUCUGCGAUGACGCAGGCUCAGCGAACCUGCAUCGCCUGCCGUGAAGCUGAGCGUGAAGGCGGCGUCGUCAUCAGCUGCCUUGACUGCUUCACGGAAGGGGACAAUAUUUGCCUCUUCGUCUACUCAGUGCCCCGGUGGUUCCGUAAUAUGUGGUUGAUUGGUUCUCCAUCUCAACAUACCUGCCUCGUGGAAGCUGAGGACCCCCCCGAGACGGUCUUGCGCCGCGCCAAUAACCUGCUCGCCAACCACGGUGGCUUCAGCGUCGACUCCUACGACUUACUCACCAACAACUGCCAGCACUUUGCCAUUUACUGCAAGACAGGGCGUAAGUUAACAAGGUUCAAUUAAAAUGCUAAACGCUAUGUGGGCCUAGACCUCGGCCGAGAGGUAAGAUGGAGUAAAUGUAGAUUAAGCACGAUUAAUAAGCGUCUGUGCUUAAUAAACAACUGCUCUAUGAGAAUUGUUCUUCUGAAAUAGUUCUGUGAGAAUUUAUUCUACCAAAAUUGUUCUACCCAAAUUGUUCUACCAAAAUUGUUCUAUGAGAAUUUAUGCUUAAUAAACAACUGCUCUAUGAGAAUUGUUCUACCGAAA